GCCUGUAUGUACAAGUUUAGGGCGAACUUCUCCAUUGUGCUAAACGGAAAGAAAACAGCUUUAAGCUGACGCCAUCAGAGAAGAGGAGCUGUUUUUACUGUGCUGGAUUUCACAGAGUUACAGACGGCAAGCUGACCCGUUCAACAUAGAAAAUGGGCGUUUUUAUAUAGGCUGGCUCUGGCACCAUUGCCAAUUGGAUACAGAAGCAACACCUGUUCUUAAACUAUACAUGGGCAGCCAGGAAUAACUGUUCACAAUGUUCCCAUUGUCCUCCCAGCUAUAGAAGAUGGCAAACAUUCCAGAAGUGUUGCUGGACACUCUUGAAAACUUGGUGCAAGACGACCUGAAAACAUUCCAGUGGCAUCUGAUUAGAGGUGUGAAAGGAUUCACCCCCAUCCAACGGGCUCUUCUGGAGAAGGCAGACAGACCUGACACUGUGGAUAAGAUGGUGCAGAGAUAUGGACUUGGAGCUGUAGAGAUCACACUGGCUAUCCUGAAGAAGAUAAACCAGAACCACCUGGCUGAGGAACUGAGGACCAAACUCGAAGACGGUGAAAAAAGAAGUGAAGAUGUAACUGGUCAGAGAAAGGCAGCCUCCUCCACAGCAGCCCAGACUGGAGACUCUUGUGCUCUUACUGCAGAAGAUCAACAGCACUGCACCCAGAUGAUGUCCAUCCUCAGACAGCGAUAUGAAAGUAUACUAAUUGGGAAUUCACAGACAGGCCAUACGAAGUUCUUGGAGGAUAUCUACACUGAUCUCAUUAUGGUGCAGAAUGAAAGCGGAGGAGUCAUUUAUGAACAUGAAGUGAUGCAAAUGGAAAUGUCUUCCAACAGACCUGCUGGUGAGAAAAUGUGUGUCCAAUGCAGAGACCUUUUCAAGGUCCAGCCUGGUACCAAUAGACGGAACAGAAAAGUGUUGACAAUGGGAAUUGCUGGAGUGGGCAAAACUGUCUCAGUCAACAAAUUCAUACUUGACUGGGCGAAGGAAGAAGAGAACCAGGACAUACACUUCAUUUUUCCUCUUCCCUUCCGUGAACUGAAUCUAAAGAAACAUAAAGAGUUCAGUUUGAUUGAACUACUGAAUCACUGUUUUUUUUCUUCAAAAACUGAACUGAAGUCUCUUCCAGAGGAUGAUGGUAAAGUUUUGUUUAUCUUUGAUGGGCUGGAUGAGUGCCGCUUUCCUCUUUACUUUGAAGACGGAGAGGAAGUAAAAGAUAUCAAUGAGAAGACCUCAGUGGGAUCACUGAUCACAAAUCUUAUCAACAGAAAUCUGCUUCCUUUUGCUCUCAUCUGGAUAACUUGCCGACCAGCAGCAGCAUGUCUGAUUCCCAGGGACUACAUCAACCUGGUGACAGAAGUACAAGGAUUCACUGAUGAACAAAAGGAGGCAUACUUCAGCAAAUGCUAUAAUCAGGAUAUGGCAAUGAAAAUUGUUUCACACAUAAAGAAAUCAAGGACUCUCCACAUCAUGUGUCAAAUUCCAGUGUUCUGCUGGAUCUCUGCCACUGUGCUUCAGCCUCUGAUGGGUCAAGAUAGCAAUAAGGAAAUCCCCACAACCCUAACAGGAAUGUACAUAAGCUUCCUGCUGCAGCAGAAAAACUUAAUGAAAAAGAAAUACAGUAAGAAAACCAGAACUGUUGAUGCUGAGCACAUCAUUCUGAAGCUGGGUAAACUGGCCUUCUGUAAUCUUGAGAGUGGUACUCUGAUUUUCUAUGAAAAUGAUCUUAAGAAAUGUGGUAUUGAUUUCAGUGAUGGCACUGUGUUCUCAGGAGUGUGCACACAGAUUUUCAAUCAGCAGGAGGGAAUUUCUGAGAGGAACAUUUUCAGUUUUGUGCAUCUGAGUGUUCAGGAAAGCCUUGCAGCUUUAUAUGUGUAUCACUCACACUGCAACAAGAAAAGGAAUGCAUUUAAAGAGAAGACAUUCUGGAACAAGCUUAAAUGGAGCAAUAAGAGAAUAACAGAUCUCCAUAAGUGUGCCGUGGAAAGAGCUUUGCAGAGUGAAAAUGGACACCUGGACCUUUUUCUCCGUUUCCUGCUCGGCCUCUUACUGGUGGACAGUCACCAUGUCCUAACUGAACUUCUACCAAAUCUGAAGAUCAAAGUAGAGAGUGUUAGGGACACAGCCGACUAUAUCAAGAAGAAACUGCAUGAGGAAAUGUCAUCUGACAGAAGCAUAAAUCUCCUCCACUGUCUGAGUGAACUGAAAGACAAUUCCCUGACGACUGAAAUCGAGAAACACCUGAACUCAGAAAAUUUCUCAACACAAGAACUCUCAUCUCCACAGUGGUCAGCUCUGAUGUUUGUGUUGCUGAUAUCAGAGGAGACUCAAGAGAAGUUUGAGCUGAAGAAAUAUAGGCCAUCAAAGGAAGGACUGAACAGACUACUGCCAGUGGUGAAAAACACAAGACGAGCUCUAUUAGAUUCUUGUGAUCUUGGAGUAAAAACAUGUGAAGUUCUGGAAUCAGUUUUAAAACAGGAAAACUCUUCUCUGAAAGAACUUGACCUCAGUAACAAUAACCUGUAUGAUUCAGGAGUGGAGCUGCUCUGUGCUGGACUGAAGGGUUUUCACUGUAAACUGGAGAUACUCAGACUGGCUUUGUGUAAUCUUGGAAAAAAGACUUGUGAAAAUCUGAAAUCAGUUUUAAAACUGGAAAAAUGUUGCCUGAAAGAGCUGGAUAUCAGUAACAAUGACCUGCAAGAUUCAGGAGUGGAGGUCCUCUCUGCUGGACUGAAGAGUUCACAUUGUAAACUGGAGAUACUAAGAUUAUCUGGUUGUAUGAUCACAGAGAAAGGCUGUUCUUCUCUGGCUUCAGCACUAAGUUCAAACCCCUCAUACCUGAAAGAACUGGAUCUGACCUACAACCACCCAGGGGAGUCAGGAGUGAAGCUGCUCUCUGCUAGACUCGAUGAUCGACAUUGCUCACUCAACACACUCAGAGUGGAACAUGGAGGUGAGAUCAGAAUCAAACCAGGGGUGAAGAAAUAUUCCUGUGAGGUCACUCUGGAUCCAAAUACAGCACACAGACGUCUCUCGCUGUCUGACAGGAACAGAAAGGUGGCUAAUGUGGGAUCCUCACAGUCGUAUCCUGAUCAUCCAGAGAGAUUUGAUCAGUGGUAUCAGGUUCUGUGUAGAGAGAGUCUGACUGAACGCUGUUACUGGGAGGCUGAGUGGAGCGGGGGUGCAGCUCGCAUAGCCGUCACAUAUAAAACAAUCGGCAGGAAAGGACGCAGUGCUGACUGUGGGUUUGGACACAGUGAAAAGUCCUGGAGUCUGGAGUGCUCUGAUUACAAUUAUAUUGUCCGUCACAAUAAUAACAGCAAAGGUCUCUCUGCUCCUCCCUCCAAGAGAGUAGGAGUGUAUGUGGACUGUCCGGCCGGCACUCUGUCCUUCUACAGCGUCUUCUCUGAUGUACACAGACUUAUACACCUACACACAUUCAACACCACAUUCACUGAACCACUCUGUGCAGGGAGUUUGGGUUAAUUAUGGCUCCUCGGUGUGUUUGUGUGAGAUAGAAUAACCUUUUGUGUGUGUGUUUGUCCUUUAAACACACAAGUAGAGCUAAUGAACAUCACAAAAACACCCACACACACAUGGAACACAACAAAUAGAAAACUAAAUUCUUUCUGUCUUUCUCUUUGUUUCUUUUUCUCUAUGUCUUUCUCUCUCUCUCUCUGUCUCUCCUGCUCACCUUCCUCUUUCUCUCUCUCUGUCUCUCUCUCUCUCUCUCUUUCCUUCUCUGUCCUGCUCUCUUUGUCUUUAUCUCUUUCUGUCUGUCAACUCUCAUUUAUGGCUAGCAGGUUAGUGCAUGCCUACCAUGUUAUGGUGCAGCUGGCAGAUUCGCUCUUUCUGUGUCUCUCUCUUUCUUUCUCACACUCUCUUUCUCUGUAUCUCUUUCUGUCUCUCUCUCUCUCACCUUCCUCUCUCUGUCUCUCUUUGUAUUUGUCUCUCUGUCCCUCUCUCUCUCUUUAUCUCUCUUGUGUGGUUUUCUGUAUAAAAUUAUGAUUCCUUUUUCAUGAUAACAGAUUGUCACAUAACAGUUUAGGAGUGUGUUUAUGGGAAUUUCUGACCAUUCUUCCAGAAGCGCAUUUGUGAGGUCAGACACUGAUGUUGGACGAGAAGGCCUGGCUCACAGUCUCCGCUCU
Molecule: messenger RNA, 4146 nt
Organism: Colossoma macropomum (tambaqui)
Lineage: Eukaryota; Metazoa; Chordata; Actinopteri; Characiformes; Serrasalmidae
Product: NACHT, LRR and PYD domains-containing protein 12-like
Exons: 10
Coding region: 287-3484 (1065 amino acids)
Molecular function (GO): protein binding
Source: RefSeq, a predicted model, not a curated record